Molecule: messenger RNA, 996 nt
Organism: Aspergillus steynii IBT 23096
Lineage: Eukaryota; Fungi; Ascomycota; Eurotiomycetes; Eurotiales; Aspergillaceae
Product: velvet factor family protein
Exons: 4
Coding region: 1-996 (331 amino acids)
Source: RefSeq, a predicted model, not a curated record
AUGGAUCGAAUCCCUCCCCCAGCGUCGGCAUAUCCGACCCCAGGCUCCGCCGGCCCGAUCCAAACGUCAAGUCAUUUGGUGCCGUUCUCAGGCAUCGACGAAAAUAAUCGCACCUGGUCCCUUCAAGUGGUACAGCAGCCGGUUCGCGCCCGGAUGUGUGGCUUUGGUGACAAGGACCGGAGACCUAUCACACCCCCGCCUUGCAUUCGUCUCAUCGUCAGAGAUGCACAAACCGAAAAGGAGAUCGAUAUUAACGAACUCGACACGUCUUUCUAUGUCCUCAUGGUAGACCUCUGGAACGCGGACGGAACUAACGAGGUGAACCUGGUGAAACAUUCGGCUACCUCGCCGUCGAUAUCCACGGCCAUGUCUUCCUCCUACCCGCCGCCUCCUCAGAAUCCUUAUCCGCAAUACCCACAAAACGCCUACGGUCAGCCGGUCCCAUUCCCUCCCAUGAACAAUUACUACGGAGGGAACCCCCAACUUCAGUAUCCAAACGCCUAUGGCGCCAAUACGCAGACCCCCUACUACCAACCAUACUACUCCGGCAGCCACAUGCCGCCAUCGAAUAUCUCUCCCGCACAGCCGGUCAGCGCCGGACCUGGAGGGAUGUUCACGCGAAACCUCAUCGGGAGUUUGAGUGCCAGCGCCUUUCGGCUGACCGACCCCGACAACAAAAUUGGAGUGUGGUUCAUUCUGCAGGACCUGAGUGUGAGGACCGAGGGAGUCUUCCGUCUGAAAAUGAGCUUCGUCAACGUCGGCACGGACUCCAACGGAGUGACCGUGAUCAACCAUGGCUCUCCGAAAGUCCUGGCGUCCGUCUUCUCCGAACCCUUCCAGGUUUUCUCCGCCAAGAAAUUCCCUGGUGUCAUUGAGAGUACGACGCUGAGUAAAUGCUUCGCCCUUCAGGGCAUCAAGAUUCCGAUUCGCAAGGACGGCGUCAAGGGCUCGCGAGGGCGCAACAACGACGAUGACGACGGGGACGAUUACGAUUAA